GCCGUGCAGCUACCUGAGCCCCGGGUCUCGCGAGACUAGCGAAUCACGUGUGUGAAGUGCCGCCCUGCCCGACGGACCCGGGUCGUCACGUGAGAGGGGAGGAUGGGGCUGUGCGGGCGGGGCUGGAGGUGCCUCGGGGUCCUUCGGCUGCCGUGCGGGGCUGCCGGAUCGGGCCCCCGCCUGCUCAGUGUCUGGGCCCGAGGCGCUGGGGAGCCCCUGGCCCGGGGGGGCUCGGCCUGCGGCCGGUGCCCUCGAACCGGGCCCCCGCGCCGCCAGGCCUGGCCUGGCUUCCAGCAGGCGCGAGGGGCGGCGCGCCCCAACCCCUUCGCGCGGGCCCAGGAGCAGGAGUGGAGACGCAGGAACAGGACCGUCCUGACCUACGUCGCCGCCGCGGCCGUGGGCAUGGUGGGCAUGUCCUACGCGGCCGUGCCGCUCUACCGCCUCUACUGCCAGGCUACUGGACUAGGUGGGUCAGCAGUAGCAGGCCAUGAUUCAGACCAGAUUGAGACUAUGGAACCUGUUAAAGAUCGCAUCAUUAAGGUCACUUUCAAUGCUGAUGUGCAUGCAAGUCUACACUGGAAUUUUAGACCUCAGCAAACAGAAAUAUAUGUUGUACCAGGAGAGACUGCACUGGCAUUUUACAAAGCAAAGAAUUCUACAGACAAACCAGUUAUUGGAAUCUCUACAUAUAAUGUGGUUCCUUUUGAAGCAGGACAGUAUUUCAAUAAAAUACAAUGCUUUUGUUUUGAAGAACAGCGGCUUAAUCCCCAAGAGGAAGUGGACAUGCCUGUAUUUUUCUUCAUAGAUCCUGAAUUUGCUGAAGACCCAAGAAUGGCCAAUGUUGAUCUGAUCACUCUUUCUUACACUUUUUUUGAAGCAAAAGGAGGACACAAAUUGCCACUCCCAGGUUAUCAAUAAUAUACUAUCUAUACAACGAAUGAGUAGUUUCUCUGGUACCUGGCAGCAAAACACAUUCUUCCAAAGACACAAGGAGGAUAUGAAACACCACAUGGAACUACUGUACAAUAUGAAUUUGUAUUUUAAAUUAUUAAACCAUGACAGAGAUGCUCUUAA
This is a messenger RNA of Gopherus flavomarginatus (Mexican gopher tortoise), 1074 nucleotides long. Its product is annotated as cytochrome c oxidase assembly protein COX11, mitochondrial. The transcript is spliced from 4 exons. Gene Ontology annotation, cellular component: mitochondrial inner membrane. The record is from RefSeq and is a predicted model, not a curated record. Gene Ontology annotation, molecular function: copper ion binding. The coding region runs from base 103 to 918 and encodes 271 amino acids. Lineage: Eukaryota; Metazoa; Chordata; Testudines; Testudinidae.